AUGGUUAUGAGAACAAUAAUACCCAAUAGUAAGCUUGUUUAGGUUGGCCUUCACAAUGAAACAUUCAUCAUGCUAAUAUAUAUAAUAGCACAUUUUGACAUUUUCUUCUUUCCUGCGCAAAGGACACGCUAUUUUUGAUGUAAUUGUUCCGUAUACGGCGAGACAGUGUUAAAAUCUUUAUUUACUUUCUAGAGAUUUGAAGAGAAGUAUAAAACUGAGCUUGAAACUGGGCAGGUUUCAAAACACACACAGUUUAACUAUGCUUGGUCUCUGACACGAAGUCCAAACACAAAUGACAUAAAGAAAGGUGCUCACCUAUUACAAGGUACUGUAUGACAAAGACAUUUCAUUCAAUUUAGUAGUGCUGUUCCUGAUAAAUACAUUUUCCCAUUUGUUUUCAAUUAAUCAACCACAUUUACUUAGCAUCAAUCCCUUAAUCGAUCACAACAACUACGGCUCAACAUCAAUUUGGAAAUGUCAAAUUCACAGGUCAAUUCACAGCUUGGAAACUCUGCUGAAAACUGAAACACCCUUGUUGACAGAGGCGGCGUGAGGUAGUCGGCAAAUUAUUGUGUCCCAGUCGGCAAAUCGUUUUCUCAGUCAGCAAAACCUGAAUUGUAUAGGAAGGAAAAAACUAAAAUAUAUGAGUGAAACUGAUUAAAAAAGAAUAAUUAUAGCUAAAAGGUUGAAAUAACUAUAGGUUGAAAAUUGUGUGACGUAAGCACUUCUAAGUGUUAAUAAUAAAGAAUUGGAUCAAACUAUAAUCAAACCUAACUGUGGUACAUAUUGCAUAGUAACUCCUCGUGGUCAAUUUGUUCAAUUUUUCAUUCUAUAGAUUUAUGUACACAUGGUACAGACCAAAGAGAUUAUCUGUAUUUCCUGGCUGAAGCAAACUACAAACUUUCGGUAAGACAUGUAGCCGGUUAGAAAAGUAUUGAAACGUAUAUCAUGAUAUUCAUAGACUCGACCUCAUACUUUUGAAAAGAGACAGAAGCUUUCAAGAUUGCAUUCUACUAAAUGAAAUGCCAAAACACAGUUAAUAGACUAGUUACAGUUCACAGUUCUUAGUCUAUUAACUGUGGCCAAAGGAAUGAGAUUGCACAUGCAUGUGGGUGCCAGUGUGGGGAGCAAUGAUUUAUUAUCCCAUACCUGUGCUAAAAGCGGCUAUCUGAUUGGUUCCGAGCAGGUGAGGUUUUUUUUAACUCACCUGUCCUUCGCCAAACUCACCCGCGAUAAAACUGCUUACGUUGCCGUCCACGUGGCUUUUUUCGGGCUUAACUAAACUGAGCUACAUUCCACUUUAUUGAAAAGCCCAAAGCCUUUGGCAAGAAGCAUAUAGUAAAUGUACUGUACAUUUACAGUACAUUUAUUUAAGGAAAUUGUCUUGUGCAGCAUCAUUCUUAGCUUAGACCGAAGUAGAGUAAUGUAAUUUAAUACAUCUACAUGUAACUUCAUGUAACUGGGACUACAUGUGUAUAUUAUGAAAUUCGAUAUUAAUGACAAUACCUUUAGCAUACUGAAUGUUGUUUAUAUUUUGCUUUGUAGGAAUACCAAAUAGCAUUAAAAUAUAUCAACAGAGUUCUGGAUAUAGAACCAAAUAACAAACAGGCGAAAGAACUGAAAGAAAAAAUUGAAAAAAAAAUGAAACGAGGUGGGAAAUGUUAUACCAAUGCAUAUAUAAAAAAAGUCAAUCUAAAUAAGGAGUAUCUUUUAAAAUACUAAAUUUAAUAAUUAAAUUAAUUAAUUAAAUUAAUUAAUUAAUUAAUUAAUUUAAUUAAUUAAUUUAAUUAAUUAAUUUAAUUAAUUAAUUUAAUUAAUUAAUUAAUUUAAUUUUAAUAAUUAAAAUUAUUAACACCACCCAGUUAAAUUUCUACUGCCAAAAUUGUGUUCGUUGUUGACAAUAUAUAGAGCCCAAAGCCUUCGGCAAGAAGCAUAUAGUAAAUGUACUGUAUUGAAUCGUCAUAUGCAAGGAAAUUGUCUUGUGCAGCAUCAUUCUUAGGCUUUUAGCUUGAACUUGUUUGGGAGGUGUUGUAUUAAUCUUUGCCUUUUUAUCAUGUAUCACGUAAACUGUCCCUGUUUUUGUUCACAGUAUGCCUUACCAACAGAACUUCGCUUUUGUACAAGUGCGUAGAACUGCAUAUUAGAGAGGUUGGGAUUUGACUGUCACUUUUUCUACCUCUCACAUACUUUAAUAUGCAUUUGAUUGUUUAUAUAAUUGCAUGGAUAGAUUAAAUUAGGGAUCCACCGGAUAUCAUGUCGGGCUGGAUAGUGAGAUAAUCUUCUUAUCUGGCCGGAUAGCGGAUAUUGUUUAUUUAAGCGUCAGGCCUUCUUUUUAGGUUAGAAGUGAUGUGAUAUGGUUUAAGAGUAUGUAUAGUAUGGUUUAGUACGAGUAUUUAUCAUACUUUUACUUGAAAUGAUCGUAGAGAAACUGGCAAUAUUUUCAAGAUUUUUCAUGCUUGCUUCAGUUGCUUGCAAAUGCGAAAUAGUGAGUUUAAAAUUUGAACUUUUUGAGCAAGCUUUUUCCAGCUAACUAUGCAUGGUUGUCGAUUUUGGAUUGUGAAGUUAUUUCCUAUUAUUUCAAGUCAAUAUAUUAUAAACACCAUCACUUUAUGACCAAUAAAAAUAAUUAACCUUGAAUGAUUAGGCCUGACCUUAUAUAGCCAAUAUCCGGCAGGAUAGUAAAACACUCUAUCUGGUGAACCCCUAGAUCAGAAAUGCAUCUGAUUGGUUAAUGGCAACAGUGGUGGAAGUCAAAUUCUGAAUCUCUCUAGUUACAGUACAGCAUUGUAUGUACGUUGAUCCACACGUCAACUGACGACCAAACCCCGGAAAUUGUACAUAAAAAAAAACUUCAGCAGCUAAAUGCAUUCGACAUAUAUUAAUUUAGUUUCUAUUGCAACAACAAAUACGUAUUUUUAAGACAUUGCUAAUACACUAGGGAUGUGCAGAAUAUUGUUUUCCGGACACCAGAUGGUACCGGAUAUGUAUUUGUAAUCAUAUUUGCUCUGAGUGUUUGUUGAACCUGUGUGUCACUUGAAAAGGAUGGUUGGAAAUAGCUUUUUUGUAUGUUUUUCGUGCAGAUGGUGUCCUAGGAGCAGCGAUUGCAGGGGCAGGUAUGGUGGUGGUUGGUGGAACUGUGUUAGCUCUGGCUGGUGCCGCUGCACUCGUUGGAAUACUUGUUAAAAAGAAAUGA
This is a messenger RNA of Paramuricea clavata, 3193 nucleotides long. NCBI's taxonomy places the organism in Eukaryota, Metazoa, Cnidaria, Anthozoa, Malacalcyonacea, Plexauridae. The record is from the annotation of a GenBank genome assembly.